Seminavis robusta is the source of this 1533-nucleotide messenger RNA. Lineage: Eukaryota; Bacillariophyta; Bacillariophyceae; Naviculales; Naviculaceae. The record is from the annotation of a GenBank genome assembly.
AUGACAGAGGCCAUGGAUGAAAUUGAGCAGGGGUAUGCAGUGCAAGGAGGACCCGUUAUAGAGGACAAUGUCGUUCCGAUUCCGAAACCCUCAGAGAAUACCCCAGCGGUUGACGCGGCCAUGAGCGCACCAAUAGAAGCUGAUAAGAAAUCAUGUUGUCAAACUUGCAUGCGCUUUGAGGGCAGGAAGAUAGUCCAAGGAUUCAACAUUCUUGGCAUAGGACGAGGCCCCCUGCUCAUGUCGAAUGUCUUCCUUGUCACUGCGCUUACUUACUUAGCCAAUGAAGAAGCUGGGUGUGUCCAGGAAGUGGAAUCCGGCCACAUGGAAGUGAUAGACAAUUGCAAUGCCCGCGCCUUCGGGAUCAUACGGCCAACUUCGCUGAUGACCAAUGUCGCACUCAUCGCUGGACUCUUGUCGGCACUUUUGAUGCCUCUGUUGGGCGCCAUCAUUGAUUAUACUCCCUAUCGUUGGCAGGUGGGGGUAUUCUGUGCCAUUGCCCUGAUCGCCAUACAAGCAGUCCAGAUAGGCACCAACAGCUACACCUGGCUGGCCAUGGCCGUUCUGCAGGCAUUUGCCUGGUUCCUUUUCAAUGUAGAGAUUAUCACAACGUAUGCAUACCUUCCCGCCAUUGCGGGGCUGGUGUCGGAGCAAACCAUGAACCAAUACACGUCGGUUUUCUAUUCCAAUUUGUUCUCGUCACAGAUUGCGUUCAUGGUUCUCGUAGUCGCCUCUUCCAUGGCUCUUGAUUUGCAGGAUGUCGAAACCGCUCGAAUUAGCCAAGGCAUCAAUACCGUCAUCCUGAUUCCCACGUUCUACUUUGGUUGGAGGCUCAUGCCAAAGGUUUCGGCAAGGCACAAGCUGCCCAUCAACCCACGUACAGGGAAAUCACGAUCGCUGUGGACCUGUGGGAGCGUGGUGGCGGUCGUCUUCCUGACAGAAGAAAUGGGUCUAAGUUCGACCGAGAUCGGAGUUUUUUUCGUGGUGGGCAUGUUGGCGACGCCCUUUGGCACAGGUCUCAACUAUUUGGUGUCCAACAAGACAAACCCAAAGAUCUCCUACAUGCUUGUCAUGGUCUACAGUCAGGCCUCCGCCAUCAUUGGUGCCCUCACAUUGACUAAGGAGAACGUAAAACCGGGUGGUUACAUCUGGGCUAUUUUUGUAGGAUUGGGCACUGGCUGGUACAACCCCGCUCAGAUUCUGUUCUUUAGCAUGGUUACUCCUCGGAAUGGACAUGAAACAGAGCUGGCUGGGCUGUUCUCCUACUGCCUGGUCAUUUUGCUCUGGCUCCCGCAUCUCAUCUUUUCAUCCCUGGUGGAAGUUGGCGUUCCAGUUCAAUACGGCGUUAUUGCCAUAUCCGGUUUCUUCACAGUCAGUUUCCUUCUUCUCUGUAUGGCGGCACCAUGGACCGACAUUUUGGAAGAAACAGAGCAGGCCAGUACAGACGCCAUCAAUGAAGCGGAGAGCGCUGAGCAGAAUACUACACCUGAGAUUACGGAACAUGAAAAAGAGAACAGCAAUUCAGGCCGGUGGUGA